CGACUGUCCUCACUACGUCCCCGCUCUCGACCCAACACCGAAGAAGAAACCGAAACUCAUCCCACAACACAUUCGGGUUCACGUUCAAAUACACUCAUCGAUCGUCUGUCCUCACUCUUCCGCGCUCAACCCCACAUCAACGAAGAAAUAGCACUCCCACAACGCCCGUGGCGUCCUCGUGUUGUCGAAGUAGCUGCAGUGCGGGACAGGCAGGCAUUAUAUGUUGCUCCACGGCCGCUACCAAACCGCCCACACACUCAGCCUGCUGGUGCUACCACACCAGGUACAAGGCCUGUGCAGUCGCGACUUCUUCGAUUGUUGGCUCAUCUCGUGCUUUUCCUCUGUUGUGCAUCUUCUCAAUACGUUGAGAAACCAGCACAGCAGCAACACGGCCAAUCGCACGGCCAAGUCCAGCCUCAAGCGUCAUCAUCGCAGACACGGCCUGCUGCCACCUCGACAUCCACGACACCUACUGCUCCUGAUACUCAUACUACCGCGCAGCCACGGCCCUUUCCAUUGCGGGCUCGUUUCGUUCUUUUUCUCUGUUGUGCAUCUCCCCCGAAUGCAGAUGGACAUUGAUGCUGCAGCAUAUGGACACCUAUUUCAUCUGUGGGUCCGGUUCUUCUGUAAUAACUGUUAUCUCUUUGUUCGCGUUAAGACUGCGUAUUUGAAUGCCACAACCUCCUCAAUCUCGGGUUGGUUGUAACACUAUGGCAUGAAGCCUCGAUUCUAAUUUCAACUAUCGCUAGAAACACGUCCUGGCUGCAAAUCAUGGUGCUGUAUAUCCCGUGCACCAAUCAUUCCGUUUGCAUUUAUCCCUUGGGUACCCGAUCGCAAGUAUGUACAUCCUUGCACUAGAUCGUUCCCCUGCCCCACUGCACACACGCACCCUCCCUUCCCUGAGUGCAUGAGCGCUGGUAUGAUGUCAGUGCCAGGGUGUGGCCAUGUGACCUUUGCGUGGUGUACAACCAAGACGUCUCGACCUGCUAUCUGCGCUGUGACUGGCCGUUCUGUUUCUCCGCUGAAGAAGAUUAUGUCGCGGACGACGCAGUA
Molecule: messenger RNA, 1053 nt
Organism: Suillus clintonianus
Lineage: Eukaryota; Fungi; Basidiomycota; Agaricomycetes; Boletales; Suillaceae
Exons: 2
Coding region: 221-706 (161 amino acids)
Source: RefSeq, a predicted model, not a curated record